Drosophila takahashii is the source of this 3500-nucleotide messenger RNA. RefSeq names its product G-protein coupled receptor DopEcR (gene DopEcR). The record is from RefSeq and is a predicted model, not a curated record. Lineage: Eukaryota; Metazoa; Arthropoda; Insecta; Diptera; Drosophilidae. Gene Ontology annotation, molecular function: G protein-coupled receptor activity; peptide binding. Gene Ontology annotation, cellular component: plasma membrane. Gene Ontology annotation, biological process: cellular response to hormone stimulus; G protein-coupled receptor signaling pathway.
CCUUAAACGCCUUUUUUCGUUUUUAAACCCAACACAAAAAUAUUGGAAAAUUGGAAAAUUUAAAAAGUGAAUUCAAUUAAAUUGUGCACAUUACGAGCUAGAAGGAUAAUUGAAAAAUCAAGGCACACACCUGCGCACUUUGUGUCUGUGAGAGGGUCCUCUGUGUGUAUACAUAUAUAUCUGUGUGAAAACGCCUUUGGCUGUAUGUGUGUUGAAGGCUAAGCAGAAAAUCAGCAGCCCACAAGGAAAAGCCAACAAAUAUUUUACAGUUCUUGCCUGUUGCAGCCAAAAAGAGUUAGCAAACAAAGUGAUAAAGACAAAGUGUUCAAGAAAAAAAUGUAAUAAAUGUUAUAAAAUAUUAUACAAAAACCUAGAAAACCCAAAUAAAUUACCUAAUGAUUAAAAACGAUCAACUGGAAAACGGAGGAAUGUCAAGGCACAGGUUUUCAACAGGACGUCCCGUCUAAGAUGCGCACAAUUAGCUUAAACUGACAGCAGGACGUGCAGAGCAACAGCAGCAGCAGCAACAACAACAGCCAGAAUUUACAAGCAAACGGAUAAUCACAAUCACCAAGCAGCGAAAUAAAGAUACCAAAAACCGAGUACUAAACAACCGAACUAUAUUAUCGAACUAUUUUAACAACUUAAAUGUAGCACAACAGAAGCCUUACGAAACAACAACAAAACCAUUUGUGCUGUGCUUUAAUUAUAGUAAAAACAACACACAAAAACAACACGAAAACAACCCCGAAACGAACCGCGUAAUUAUUACACAUUAAAUAAUAAUAACAAUAAUCAUUAUUCUUCCACUUGCGAGUUUGAAAUGUGUACAUUUUUAAAUCGAUAUUAAACACUAGUAGCGAAAUUAUUAAUACCGAAAGGAGCAUAACUGUUUAACGUUCAUUAAAACUUAGCAAAGAGCGUUGUGAAUUUAACAAAACAAAAGGAGAAACCCAAAAAAACGGUUAACAAACCUUUAAAUUAGACAACAAAAUUGUACGCAAUUAGUAGAUUUUAAAUGUAAGAUUUUAAUCCAAGCAAAAUUUUUAAACGAGCUUCAAAAACACACACGAUAAAAAAGAACAGAACAGAAGAACCUUAUCCUUAACCUUAACCACAGGUUUUGUGAGGCUAACAAUCAAAUGCGCUGGCUCAGCGCCAAAAAGUAGGCAGCAGCACAAAGUACAGCCCGAAAAAGUAGGCAGUAGAAAAUUUAUACAAAUUUGGCGCCAGCGGUGGAAGGAGAAGGAGGAAGAAAAAGGACGAAAACAGCGCCAAGGACUCCGACGACCUUCGCGUGUGCAAGCGUCGUUGCACAAUAAAGGACGCCACUAACACUCUCAGCCACAGACACACACACACACACCCCUAAACUCACCUAGACACAUAGAAAAAAACACACACCUUCACACACAUUCUCAAAAACCACAGGACAAUUGCAUGGGCGGCCGCCAUGACCGGAAGUGAAGUACGGUCACGUCCACGUCCACUGGCCUUUGCAUAACAAUCAGCCCGCCAAGGAGCCGCCAAGAAGGUAGUCAGCGGGAGAAAGCAGGAGAAAGCAGUGAAAGCAGGUGAUAAAGAAGAAGGCUAGAAGGAGGAGAUAUAAAAACAACGAGCACACAGGAGCGCCCCCUCUAAAAAUGCAGGAAAUGAGCUACCUACAGGAUAAUUCCAAGAUAGAGGCCCUCACCAAGGCGGUGCUCAUUUCGAUACUGGGCGUGGCCAUCGUCCUGUCCAACCUCCUCAUCAUCGCCACCUAUGCCAACUUCAAGGGACCCACAGAGGUGAUAAACUACUACCUGUUGUCCCUGGCCAUUGCCGAUCUGCUCUGCGGACUGCUGGUGGUUCCCUUCUCCGUAUAUCCCGCCCUAACUGGAGAAUGGAUGUACGGCGACAUCGUGUGCCGCUUCACGGGUUACCUGGAGGUCACCCUGUGGGCGGUUUCGGUGUACACCUUUAUGUGGAUAUCGGUGGAUCGGUAUUUGGCGGUGCGCAAGCCACUGCGAUAUGAAACGGUCCAAACGAAGACGAGAUGUCAAUGCUGGAUGGUGUUCACCUGGAUAUCGGCGGCCCUGCUCUGCUGCCCCCCGAUUUUGGGCUACUCGAUGCCCAUUGAGAACAACAUGACCCACAUUUGCAUGCUCGACUGGGGGAAUAUGGCGGCUUAUACCGUGACAUUGGCGAUUUUAGUCUUAGGUCCCAGCCUCAUUUCAAUCGUACACAACUACGGCUAUAUCUUUGUAAUGAUGCGUAAGAUUAGGUCCGGCGAGCCGAUACACGAUAAAGAAUAUGCAACUGCUCUGGCUGAAAAUUUAUCGAACCCUAGUCAUAUGAUGUCAUUCGCAUUAGUCUUUGCAUUCUGGGUGUCCUGGCUGCCAUGGAUUCUGUUGCGUCUGUAUGAGGUGGUCACGGGCGAUGUUAUCCAAAGUACUCUUAUCAACUUCGCCGUCGUCUGGAUCGGCAUAUUGAAUUCGUUUUGGAAAAUUCUAAUCAUGACCAGUAUGUCGCCGCAAUUCCGUAUCGCUUUGAGAGUAUUUUGCUUAACCAUUUGUUGUAAGACUAAGGGCCGUUUGCAAGCAGAGCUAAUCGGGUUGGACCCAGAUGACUAGAGUUAGAUUUAGAUUUUCAUUCUCCUCAAAAAAAACAAAAAAUAUUAAUAAAAAAAAAUCCCCCAAAAUCCCCAACCCCUUUCCGCCAUCCCUUUGAGAAGAACCACAAAGUCCUGCAAGUAAAUUAAAAUAAAAUUGGUUGUAAUUGCAUUGAGCCAUUUCCUUCAACAAUCUCUCUCUAUAUAUCUCUCUAUAUAUAAACACUUACUUGCCUGUUUGCCAUAUAGUUGCAUAUUUACGGGCCGUUUGGCGCUACGCGACAUGCCAAUGAAAGCACCACAAAACACAGCCACUGAAAAACGCAACCACUCAAAAACGCAACCACUCAGCCACUCAACCACCCAAAACCCACAACCAAGCAGACACCAAAAACACAUACACGUUGAAAGACAUAUUCAUAUUUCUAGAACUAAGCUAAGCUAAGAGUUUUUAGCGUAUCCAAUUAUGAUUGAUUAAUUGAUUGAUUGAUUGACGAUUAUUAUUGUGUAUUUAUGAGCUUACCACGUAUAUACUUGUACUUAACUAUAGCCAUAUACAUAUAUAUGUAGCAGCGAUUAUUCUAAUUCUAAUUCGUAGACAAGAGACAAUUCACUAGGCAAGAACAACAUUUCCGUUUCCGGUUUAAAAGUUCAAAACGUGCUACUACUUAAAAAAAUAUAUAAAAAUUAUCUAAAGAACGCAUAAGUAUAACAUAAAAACCUUUUUCAAAGUCCAUAUUAAGUAGCAUUUAGAAUUUUACAAACAAAUCGUGUAGAGUUUAUUAAACAAUUUGCCAAACUUGACGACGGGCCGGAAAUUAAGAAUUCUAAAUUCAACAACAAAUUCAAUUUUCGCACGCUUUGCGAUUGCGCUUUAGAAACGGAAAACCCAGGCCCACUAAAUAAAUAC